AUGCCUCAGCAACCCGCCGCCGCCUCCAGCCUGAAGGACCUCUUCUCCCUCAAGGGGAAGGUGGUCGUCGUCACCGGAGCCUCGGGCCCCAAGGGCAUGGGCAUUGAGGCUGCACGAGGAUGCGCCGAGAUGGGAGCCGACGUGGCCAUCACAUACGCCUCCCGCAAGGAGGGCGCCGAGAAGAACGUCGAGGAGCUGACCAAGGAGUACGGCACCAAGGUCAAGGCUUACAAGUGCAACGUGGGCGAGUACCAGCAGUGCGAGGAUCUGGUGCAGUCGGUGCUCAAGGACUUUGGCCAGAUUGACGCCUUCAUCGCCAACGCCGGCGCCACAGCCAACAGCGGCAUCAUCGACGGAUCCAAGGAGGAGUGGGACCGUGUGAUCAACACGGACCUGAACGGCACGGCGUACUGCGCCAAGGCGAUCGGGCCGGUGUUCAAGAAGCAGGGUCACGGGUCGCUGGUGAUCACGGCGUCCAUGUCGGGCCACAUCGCCAACUUCCCACAGGAGCAGACGUCGUACAACGUGGCCAAGGCCGGCUGCAUCCACAUGGCGCGGUCGCUGGCCAACGAGUGGCGCGACUUUGCCCGCGUCAACGCCAUCUCGCCCGGCUACAUCGACACCGGCCUCAGCGACUUUGUCGAUAAGAAGGUCCAGAAGCUUUGGCACGACAUGAUCCCCAUGGGCCGCGACGGCCUGGCCAAGGAGCUCAAGGGCGCCUAUGUCUACCUUGUGUCUGAUGCCAGUACCUACACCACUGGUGCCGACCUUGUCAUUGACGGUGGCUACACCUGCCGCUCGAGUCAAAAAGUCGGCAGCGUUAACGUCACCGUUGCCGUCACUGUCAGUGUCUCCGUCAUAGUCACCGUUACAAAACACAAACGGGAGCAUCGCAUCAUCAACCCUUGCCACUUCAAGCUCAAUUUCCUCCCAACAAGUGAAGCUUCCACCACCCAUCAACCAUUCCAAUUGAGCCACGACAGCCCCUCCCAAAAUUCACAGAGGCGGAGCAGACAACAAGUCACUCGCAGACCCUUGAUGCCCCUUCGCCUUCGCCCCUCCUCGCUCGCGACCACCGUUUCUAGACGGCUCAACAACCUCAGCAACCACCUCCCCUCCCCGCCCUCGCGCCCCUUCACAAUGACGACCAAGACGCAAGAACCCGUCAUAACCUCCAUCGACGACCUGCCCAUCACCGAGUCGAAAUGGGUCACCCUGAAAAAGAUCUCCUACACCGACCAGACGGGCAAGGCGCGCACCUGGGAGGUCGCAACACGCAAGACCCGCUCCGAGAAAGCCGGCGUCGACGCCGUAGCAAUGGGCAACAUCCUACUCCCACCGCCCUCACAAAAAGCCACCCGGCCCGCCUCGACCCUGCUGGUGAUCCAGUACCGCCCGCCGCUGGACGCAUACACGGUGGAGUGGCCAGCGGGGCUGAUCGACGCGAACGAGGAAGCCGAGACGGCGGCGGUGCGCGAGUUCCGCGAGGAGACGGGCUACGAGGUGUCGAAAGUGCUGAGCGUGAGCCCGCCGCAGGCGGCCGACCCGGGCAUGACGAACGCCAACAUGCAGCUCGUCAUGGUCGAGGUGCAGCUGCCCGAGGGCGAGGAGAUGCCCGAGCAGCGGCUCGAGGACGGCGAGCACAUCACGCGUGUUGUGGUGCCGCUCUCCGAGCUGUACACGCGGCUGGUCGAGUACUCGCGUAAGGAGAGGCAUGUUGUUGCUGCGAAGCUGUUGCAUUUUGCGCAGGGCAUGGAGUUUAUGAAGGAGCAGAAGUACUUCUAG
This is a messenger RNA of Diaporthe amygdali, 1785 nucleotides long. RefSeq lists its product as uncharacterized. Gene Ontology annotation, molecular function: hydrolase activity; oxidoreductase activity, acting on NAD(P)H, oxygen as acceptor. Bases 1 to 1785 code for a protein of 594 amino acids. The record is from RefSeq and is a predicted model, not a curated record. Gene Ontology annotation, cellular component: intracellular anatomical structure. The transcript is spliced from 3 exons. Lineage: Eukaryota; Fungi; Ascomycota; Sordariomycetes; Diaporthales; Diaporthaceae.